Ostrea edulis (European flat oyster) is the source of this 1319-nucleotide messenger RNA. RefSeq lists its product as uncharacterized. The coding region runs from base 131 to 1198 and encodes 355 amino acids. Lineage: Eukaryota; Metazoa; Mollusca; Bivalvia; Ostreida; Ostreidae. The record is from RefSeq and is a predicted model, not a curated record. The transcript has 7 exons.
UGAAAUCGAUAUAUUCUAUUUUCCAUUUCGUUGCACCUGUUACGAGAAGAGGUUUAGACGAGGAAAUAUCGAUUAUUUAACACUUUUAAAUGAUCAGAUCGUUAAAGGUACAAACUAGAUAGAAGGCGAAAUGAUGUCGGAGAAUGAAAAUAAGAAGCCAGAUAAUGACAAGGAAACGAAAGAGAUGAGUAUUCAGGAUAAAAUUGAUUACUUUGAUAGAGAAAUUCGUCUGCUUCAUCAGUUCUGUGUUAAUUCGGGAUACAGCAAGCAUGAAAUUCGAAAGUCUGCAGAACCUUUCCUUAGUGCCACAGACGUUUUAGCAUGGCAGAAGACGAAAAGAAAGCUUCUGCAGAUCAGUGUAGUGAUAGCUAUUCUUGCUGUUGUUUACUACUGUGACCCUACAUACAGAUUUAUUGUCGCUGUCAGCAGAAUCACUGCCAUAAAGCUGAUUCCAGUGUGGGACUGGACCAAAGUUCACCAGUGGGAGUGUAUCGUUGACAAUCCACUCUACGCUGGAGUCCAGCUGACCGAGGAGGACUGUGAUAUUUGUAAGAAUCUGUUGAAUGUGGAAAGAAGAACCAAUUUAAAAGGAAAAGACUUCACAGAACUGUAUUUGAAAGCAGAGCUUCCUGUAGUUGUAGAGGAUGGGACUAAAGACUGGCCAAAAGAAAUGUUAGAAAUUGACAUUAACACUCUGUACAAGGCCUACAGAGAAACUGAUGCCCUUUACAGGAACCCAGUGUGUAGAUUCCAUACAGAUUCCAAAUUCAACAACCACCAAGUGUUCCUGCAUCAAGUAGUCAACUCCAAUAUGGAAUCCUUUACAGCUGACUGGGAGAACUGUGUGAAGAGUGCUGCCAAAGCCUUCCGGAGUUUCUACCGCAGACCGUACUUCAUGCCACAAACUGUGGAAAUUUCCGACACCAACUGGGUGUUUAUCUCAAAAGGCUCAGUGGAGCACCAUUAUGAUAUCCCCCUUUCUAAUCCCAUGUUGAUGCUGAUAGUAUUGAAGGGUCAGUUUGAGAUAGCGCUUUCUCCCAAAGAGCCUUGUACUAAAGCAUGUGUGGAUAUACCAGUCGAGUUACACAAAGGGGAAAUAAUGAUAGUGACAAUGGCGGAUUUACUGUGGUUCAAGUCUUACCGACCUACAAAAACCGGGGAAAAUAUUCUGGUAGGAGUUGGGGGAGCGUAUGAAUGAUGCGUGAUGGAAAAGCCUCUCACCAAGAUCAGUCAGCAGAUUAUUUCUAAAUCACUAGAAAUCUUGUACAUAUACCUGGUACAUGCAUGUAUCAUGAAAUAAAACAGAUUGUAUGAUGCGA